AUGGUGAAGAGACUGAAAGGCAAGGAAUGUAAAGAAGGUGUGAUCCAGGUAGUAUUGCAACAAGAGGAACAGGUCGACCAGUGGAUCCGCGCUGCACGAACCAAAACAAUUGCUAUGGAAGAUAUAACUCCAAAUGCCCCUAAUCCUGAAGUAGCCAAGAGAAGAGUGUUACUUCGGCGUGCACUAACCAAAGCAAAUAAAACACUUCUGUAG
This is a messenger RNA of Parnassius apollo (apollo), 213 nucleotides long. NCBI's taxonomy places the organism in Eukaryota, Metazoa, Arthropoda, Insecta, Lepidoptera, Papilionidae. The record is from the annotation of a GenBank genome assembly.